UUAGAAAAGAAACUCCUUACAUAAAACAGUAUAAGCUGAAAACAAAAGAAGGAUCAAGUAGUUUCUUGAAAGAGAUGGAGGUACUGAAGUGGUGGGGGGAGUAAUAUUAAUUGUUGACCUAGGUUGAUUUUGUUGACUUUUAAUAAUCAAUUUGUUAUAGUUUCUUUUUGGAAAGUUUACCCGGAAAAAAAAAUUAAAUCCCUUCAAAUGAGAUCUAAAUAGGAUCAGUACAUUUCACUAUGAAACGCGAAACGCGUGCAUUUCGUUUGAACCCUUUUUAAACAGCCGUUGGUUCAUGGUUGUAAAAAUCAUCAAACAGCCGUCGUGCGUGCAUUGUUAUGAUGAUGUAACUUGAGACGGGAAUGAGGUAGAAAAUGUGUGAUGUCUGGGCCCGACUUGACUUGUUUCAAAAAUAACUUUAUGAAACAUCGUAAAGUUAUUGUUAGAAACAACAGGGAAGCUUUAAGAACAUUAAUUGAGCUUCUAUUGACUGCGAAGAAGCUCCACACAUCACCAUAAUGUUGGUUUUGUUGGGAGGAGGGAGUGGCUUUAUAGGAACAGCCGUUAAGAGGUUACUUACCCAGAGGGGGCACAGUGUCUUACUCGUUUCUCGCACACCAGGGAAGGAUAAAAUCUCAUGGGAUCGUUUGAAGUCCAAAGGGUUACCAGCUUGUGAUGCAGUAGUCAGUUUGUCAGGGGAGAACAUCCUUAACCCUUUAAAAAGAUGGACUGAAGAGUUUCAGAAAGAGGUGACAGAUAGUCGUGUGAAGACGACUGCAACACUAGUCAAGGCCAUCGCCGAGGCUAACAAACCUCCCACGGUCUUUGUGUCCUCAUCUGCUGUAGGUUACUACGCCCCAAGCCUGACAGAUGAAUACACAGAGGACAGCCAUGGGGGACACGCCAAUGAACUGGCUAGAUUAUGUGCUGCUUGGGAGGAGAGCUCCAUUCUGCCUGAGACUCACGAUCAUGUCAGACAUGUUACUGUUAGGAUAGGUUUGGUUCUCGGACGUGGAGGUGGUGCUAUUGAGCAGAUGAUCUGGCCGUUCAGACUCGGCGUUGGUGGCGUCCUCGGUUCAGGCAAUCAGUACUUCCCAUGGAUUCACAUCGAUGACAUCGCUGGUAUAUUCGUCCAUGCUAUCGAGAAUCCCAACACCCCUGCAAUCCUUAAUGGGGUAGCUCCUUCACCCAUAACAAACAGGGAGUUCACUAAGGCUUUUGCUUCGGCGCUCUGGAGACCUGCAAUUAUCCCAGCUCCGGGUUUUGCCAUCAAGACAGUGUUUGGUUCAGAGAGAGCAGUGAUGCUCCUGGAAGGACAGAAAGUUAUUCCUAAAAGGACAAUUGAGAGUGGAUAUGAAUUUAAAUUCCCAGAUAUUGAAGGAGCGGUGAAGAACAUUGUGGCGUGCUGAUUAGAUUGUCUUUUCUCUCAGCUAACUUACCUCCAAAGAUCAUGCUAGCCAGUAGUUAGACUGCAGGACUUGCAAUCACAAGGUUGUGGGUUUGAAUCCUGCUAAGCCGAUCUCUGAAUCACAAUUUCGUAAUGGUUUUAACAGUGGUCUAGUGGUUAGACUGCAGGACUUGCAAUCAAAAAGUUGUGAGUUCGAAUCCUACCAAGCUAGUUGUUUAUUUUAUAAUGACUAGAAUAAGUAUUGCCAUCUUGUUACUGAAUCACAAUUUCCUGAUUUGUUUAAUUCAUAAUUGUGGACAUUUAAACAAUGUGUGUAUAAGAGAGAUUGACAGCUAGGUUUGUAUGUCUCCUUGUGGGAGUUAAAAGAGUAUUUUAUAUUUUGAAUAAAGUUUUGUACUUUGGAAACUCACUGGUUAGUAGUUACUUUGGUUUUCACAAUUAAAUUAAUCAUGAUGUGAAAAAUCACAGGCAUUCUAGUCGGGUGGAAUUCAAAACCAUGACCUUUGAGCAGAUGUCUUACAGCAGAUAUCUUGCCAAUUAUUCACAGUCAUAUCAUUAUCUAUGCAUAUUCAUAUCUAUGCAAUUAAUAUCAGCAACAAGGAGUUUCUUCUUCUUGUUUAUGGGAGAGCAAUACUUUGACCGUUCAGAUUUAUUUUAUUUAUUUGAAUGGAGUAAUAAGACUGGUACGCCCUAUUGUUAAAGGAACACGUUGCCUUGGAUCGGUCGAGCUGGUCUUUGAAAAUCGUUCUGUAACCGUUUGUUGUAAAAU
Messenger RNA from Asterias rubens (European starfish), 2177 nucleotides. RefSeq names its product epimerase family protein SDR39U1-like. The record is from RefSeq and is a predicted model, not a curated record. The coding region runs from base 519 to 1409 and encodes 296 amino acids. The transcript has 6 exons. Lineage: Eukaryota; Metazoa; Echinodermata; Asteroidea; Forcipulatida; Asteriidae.